GGGGCGGACCGGCUCGCGGGUAGUCCGCGUCCCCGCCCCGGGCCCGCCGGGCGCCGGGCCGGAUGGGCUGCACCGUGAGCCUGGUGUGCUGCGAGGCGCUCGAGCCCGCGCCCCCCUGCGGCCCGCAGUCCCCCGGGACUCCGCCGGGCCCUGAGCGGCCCGAGCGCUGUGAGCCCGGGGGUGCGGUGCGAGCCCAAAGGAGGCGGCUGCUGCUUCAGCCAGAAGACCUGGAGGCCCCCAAGACUCACCACUUCAAGGUGAAGGCCUUCAAGAAGGUGAAGCCCUGUGGCAUCUGCCGCCAGGCCAUCACUCGGGAGGGCUGUGUUUGCAAAGUCUGCAGCUUCUCCUGUCAUCGGAAAUGCCAGGCCAAGGUGGCUGCCCCUUGUGUUCCUCCAGCCAGCCAUGAACUGGUGCCCAUCACCACGGAGAGCGUACCCAAGAAUGUAAUGGAUGUGGGGGAAGGAGACUGCAAGGGUGGAAGCUCUCCCAGAAGCCUCCAGGAGGGCGACUCCAUGAGAGUUUCGCCAAGCAUCCACCCGCAGCCACAGCCUGUCAGUCUCUCUAGAAACAUGAGUGUGAGCCGGGCCAUGGAGGACAGCUGUGAGCUGGACCUGGUGUACGUCACCGAGCGCAUCAUCGCCGUGUCCUUCCCCAGCGCGGCCAAUGAGGAGAACUUCCGCAGCAACCUCCGUGAAGUGGCCCAGAUGCUGAAGUCCAAACAUGGGGGCAACUACCUGCUCUUCAACCUCUCUGAGCAGAGGCCUGACAUCACGAAGCUCCAUGCUAAGGUCCUGGAAUUUGGCUGGCCUGAUCUGCACACUCCGGCCCUGGAGAAGAUAUGCAGUGUCUGCAAGGCCAUGGACACCUGGCUCAAUGCAGACCCCCACAAUGUUGUUGUUCUCCACAACAAGGGAAACCGAGGCAGGAUUGGUGUUGUCAUCGCGGCGUAUAUGCACUACAGCAACAUUUCCGCCAGUGCUGACCAGGCUCUGGACCGGUUUGCAAUGAAGAGGUUCUAUGAGGAUAAGAUUGUGCCCAUUGGCCAGCCAUCCCAGAGGAGGUAUGUGCACUACUUCAGUGGCCUCCUCUCUGGCUCCAUCAAAAUGAACAACAAGCCCUUGUUCUUGCACCAUGUGAUCAUGCACGGCAUCCCCAACUUUGAGUCUAAAGGAGGGUGCCGGCCGUUUCUGCGCAUCUACCAAGCCAUGCAACCUGUGUACACAUCUGGCAUUUACAACAUCCCCGGAGACAGCCAGGCCAGCAUCUGUAUCACCAUUGAACCAGGGCUGCUCCUAAAGGGGGACAUCUUGCUGAAGUGUUAUCACAAGAAGUUCCGGAGCCCGGCUCGUGAUGUCAUCUUCCGGGUGCAGUUCCACACCUGUGCCAUCCAUGACUUGGGGGUUGUUUUUGGGAAGGAAGACCUGGAUGAAGCCUUCAAAGAUGAUCGAUUUCCUGAUUAUGGCAAAGUGGAGUUUGUAUUUUCCUAUGGGCCAGAGAAAAUUCAAGGCAUGGAACACCUGGAGAACGGGCCUAGCGUAUCUGUAGACUAUAACACCUCGGACCCCCUCAUCCGGUGGGAUUCCUAUGACAACUUCAAUGGACAUCGUGAGGAUGGCAUGGAGGAAGUGGUGGGUCACACUCAAGGGCCACUGGAUGGGAGUCUGUAUGCCAAAGUGAAGAAGAAGGAUUCCCUGAAUGGCAGCUCAGGGCCUGUCACUACUGCACGGCCUGCCUUGUCAGCCACUCCCAACCAUGUGGAACACACACUGUCUGUGAGCAGCGACUCUGGCAACUCCACAGCCUCCACCAAGACAGACAAGACCGAUGAGCCUGUUUCUGGGGCUGCCACUGCCCCUGCUUCUCUGAGUCCUCAGGAGAAGAAGGAGCUCGAUCGCCUGCUAAGCGGCUUUGGUGUAGAUAGAGAGAAGCAAGGUGCCAUGUACCGGGCUCAGCAACUCAGGUCCCACCCAGCUGGGGGCCCAACUGUGUCCUCCCCUGGCCGCCACAUCGUCCCAGCCCAGGUUCACGUCAACGGUGGGGCUCUGGCAUCUGAGCGGGAGACGGACAUUCUGGAUGAUGAGCUGCCCGUUCAGGAUGGGCAGAGUGGGGGCAGCAUGGGCACACUGUCCUCCCUGGAUGGGGUCACCAACACCAGCGAAGGUGGAUACCCAGAGACUCUGUCCCCACUGACCAAUGGUCUGGACAAGUCCUAUUCCACAGAACCCAUGCUCAAUGGUGGAGGCUACCCCUAUGAGUCUGCCAACCGGAUGGUACCCCACAGCAGUCACUCGGCCCCCAUUCGGCCCUCCUACUCAGCUCAGGAGGGAUUAGCUGGCUACCAACGUGAGGGACCCCACCCAGCCUGGUCACAAGUGACCAGUGCCCACUGUGGCUAUGACCCCAGUGGUCUGUUCCGAUCCCAGUCCUUUCCAGAUGUGGAGCCCCAGCUACCCCAAGCUCCAGCCCGUGGGGGCAGCAGCCGAGAGGCUGUGCAGAGGGGCCUGAAUUCUUGGCAACAGCAGCAGCCUCACCCACCUCCCCGACAGCAGGAGAGAUCCCCCUUACAGAGUCUUGCCAGCAGCAAGCCUAGCCCCCAGCUGUCAGCAGAAACCCCUAUACCUACUCUCCCAGAGUUCCCGAGGGCAGCCUCCCAGCAGGAGAUUGAGCAGUCCAUUGAAGCCCUUAAUAUGCUGAUGCUGGACUUGGAGCCGACUUCAAUGGCUGCCCCUCUUCAUAAGUCCCAGAGUGUCCCUGGGGCCUGGCCAGGGACUUCCCCACUUGCUUCCCAGCCCCUCUUGGGCUCUUCCCGCCAGUCCCACCCACUGACCCAGUCCCGAUCUGGCUAUAUCCCUAGCGGGUCUUCCCUGGGAGCCCCGGAGCUGGUCUCUUCUGGCAGGUCUUAUUCACCUUACGAUUAUCAGCUGCGUCCAGCUGGAUCCAACCAGAGUUUCCAUCCAAAAAGUCCAGCCUCUUCUGCCUUCCUUCCAAGCCCCCAUAGUUCUGCGGGGCCUCAAGAGCACCCAACCUCUCUCCCUGGUCUCGUCACUCAGCCUCAACUCCCACCAAAGGAAACUACUUCAGACCCCUCCCGAACUCCAGAGGAAGAACCACUGAACCUGGAAGGGCUGGUAGCUCACCGGGUAGCAGCGUACAAUGCCAGACUGCAGGGCCUGAGGCAGAGUGGCACCUUUCAACCCUCUCCUCUCCACCGGCUCCGAUCCGCUUCUGUCUCUGGGGUUCAGGCUCGGGAGAGGCAGCCUGCAGAGCCCCCAGCCCCGCUGCGGAGGCGAGCAGCCAGUGAUGGACAGUAUGAGAACCAGUCUCCAGAGGCCACAUCCCCCCGUAGUCCUGGGGUCCGCUCCCCCGUCCAAUGCGUCUCCCCUGAGCUGGCUCUCACCAUUGCCCUCAAUCCUGGAGGGAGGCCCAAAGAGCCCCAUCUGCAUAGCUACAAGGAGGCCUUUGAGGAGAUGGAGAGGACCUCCCCGAGUGGCCCACCAUCCAGUGGGGUGCGCUCUCCUCCAGGUCUGGCCAAGACACCCCUGUCUGCUCUGGGUCUGAAGCCCCACAAUCCAGCUGACAUCCUCCUACACCCCACAGGUGUCACCAGAAGACUGAUCCAGCCAGUAAAGACUCACCCACUCCAGCCAAAAGCCAAAGUCAAAGCCAUCUGGAAUCAUAGGGCAAGCGGCCUAGGGGAGCCCCGGAGCUAUGUGGAGUCUGUGGCAAGGACAGCGGUGUCAGGACCUCGAACUCAAGAUGUCGAGCCCAAGAGCUUCAGUGCCCCGGCUGCCCAUGCUUAUGGACAUGAGACACCCCUGAGGAACGGGACCCCGGCUGGCUCCUUCGUCUCUCCCAGCCCCCUUUCAACAAGCAGUCCCAUCCUCAGUGCUGACAGCACUUCCGUGGGCAGUUUCCCAUCAGGGGGGAGCAGUGACCAGGGUCCACGGACACCCAUCCAGCCCAUGCUGGACUCCAGCAUCCGCUCAGGCAGCCUGGGACAGCCGAGUCCGGCAGCACUCAGUUACCGAAGCUCAUCACCGGUGCCGGCUGGUGGCAGCAGCUACAGCAGCCCUGACUACUCCCUUCAGCCAUUCAACUCUUCUCCAGAGAGCCAAGCCCAGCCUCAGUUCAGUGCGGCCACCGUUCACAUGGUGCCUGGGAGCCCUCAGGCACGACACAGGACAGUGGGCACCAACACUCCACCUAGUCCUGGCUUUGGCCGGCGGGCUAUCAAUCCCACCAUGGCUGCCCCUGGUAGUCCCAGUUUGAGCCACCGGCAGGUGAUGGGCCCUGGUUUCCAUGGUAAUGUGGUUUCUGGCCACCCAAGCAGUGCAGCGACCACUCCUGGAAGCCCCAGCUUGGCCCGGCACCCGGUGGGAAGCCACCAGGUUCCAGGCCUCCACAGCAGUGUGGCCGCCACUCCAGGAAGCCCAAGCCUGGGCCGACACCCCGGGGCUCACCAAGGGAAUCUGGCCUCCAGUCUCCAUGGCAAUGCAGUCAUCAGCCCUGGAAGUCCCAGCUUGGGCCGGCACCUGGGUGGAUCUGGAUCUGUGGUUUCUGGAAGCCCCAGCUUUGACCGACAUGCAGCUUAUGGUGGCUACUCUACUCCCGAGGACCGACGACCAACGCUGUCCCGGCAAAGCAGUGCCUCCGGCUACCAGGCUCCUUCCACACCUUCCUUCCCUGUCUCCCCUGCCUACUACCCUGGCCUGAGCAGCCCUGCCACCUCUCCCUCACCAGACUCAGCAGCCUUCCGGCAAGGGAGCCCCACACCAGCCUUGCCAGAGAAGCGGAGGAUGUCUGUGGGAGACCGGGCAGGCAGCCUUCCCAACUACGCCACCAUCAAUGGGAAAGUGUCCUCCUCACCCAUUGCCAAUGGAAUGUCCAGUCCCAGUGGGAGCAGCACAGUCUCCUUCUCCCACACGCUUCCAGACUUUUCCAAGUACUCUAUGCCAGACAAUAGUCCUGAGACACGGGCUAAAGUGAAGUUUGUUCAAGACACUUCCAAGUAUUGGUACAAGCCUGAGAUCUCCAGAGAGCAGGCCAUUGCACUCCUGAAGGAUCAGGAGCCAGGGGCCUUCAUCAUCCGUGACAGUCACUCCUUCCGAGGGGCCUAUGGGCUGGCCAUGAAGGUGUCCUCGCCCCCUCCAACCAUCACGCAGCAGGGCAAGAAAGGAGACAUGACCCAUGAGCUGGUGAGGCACUUCCUGAUAGAGACAGGUCCCAGAGGAGUCAAGCUCAAGGGCUGUCCCAAUGAGCCAAACUUUGGCUCCCUGUCUGCUCUGGUCUAUCAGCACUCCGUCAUCCCACUGGCCCUGCCCUGCAAACUGGUCAUUCCAAGCCGAGACCCCACAGAUGAAUCAAAAGAUAGCUCAGGCCCUGCCAACUCAACCACCGACCUGCUGAAGCAAGGAGCAGCUUGCAAUGUGCUCUUCAUUAAUUCUGUGGAUAUGGAGUCACUCACCGGGCCACAGGCCAUUUCCAAAGCCACGUCUGAGACUUUGGCUGCUGACCCCACACCAGCUGCCACCAUUGUUCACUUCAAGGUCUCUGCCCAAGGAAUCACACUGACUGAUAAUCAGAGAAAGCUCUUCUUUAGACGGCACUACCCCCUCAAUACUGUCACCUUCUGUGACCUGGAUCCACAAGAAAGAAAGUGGAUGAAGACAGAGGGAGGCGCCCCUGCUAAGCUCUUUGGCUUUGUGGCCCGGAAGCAGGGCAGCACCACGGACAACGCUUGCCACCUCUUCGCAGAGCUUGACCCCAACCAGCCUGCUUCUGCCAUCGUCAACUUCGUCUCCAAGGUCAUGCUAAGUGCUGGCCAGAAGAGAUGAAUCCUGGAGUCCUUGACCAAGGCUGGGGCACUGGGGAUGGGGCGUGUUGGAGAAGGGACCUGUGAAUCCUGACCACCAUAAAUCCAGAAAGAGGACUUUUGGGUUGACUGUGGAGAAGGGCAAGAAGGAAGUGCAACAUGGGGGAGAGGGACGUGAAUGGUGGAGGGGAGGGAAAAGGGAGGAGGAGAAAGCAAGGAUGGAAGAAAAAAACUCAGAAUCCCCUGUACAGAUGGAAGCCACGCCUCCCAAAGCCUCUCCAGCUAGCUGGGGGCCCGGUCUCCCCUCUUCCUCUGAGAGAAUUGAGCCCCCACAGGGAACACACAGGCCUCUUUUGGUGGUGGCGGGGGACCAGAUUUCACAGAGCAGUGACAAAGCCUGUUCUCCCUACCCUCCUGCCUUGAGAGAAGAAGCUGAACCUACUUCUCUGGAGGUAAGGUUGCUAAACCCAGUGACCAGCGUGUGACAUCAAGCGGUGACACUUUUUUAUAUUUUGCUCACCUGAGGCACCCAUGGUCUGUGCUUGCUCUGACUUCUUGUUGCAGGGUGUAAAAUGCUCCCCCUCUCCCCGUGCACUGAUCACUGAUCGAUACCUGCCUCUAUCCACUCGAAUUACAAACAGCUCUGCUUGUCUGUGACCCUUGUGAUACACACUGACCAAAGAAGGCUAGGGAUAUGAGGUGGCAUGGCGCCAGGGCAGAGACAAGCUGUCUCCUGAAGGAGCAUAGCCGAGUCCACUCUCUGUUCCUACGACUGCCCUCUAGUGGCCCUGGGGCCCUCCAGCCUGUCCCCGGUAGCGACCCUGGUACAGAGGGCAAAGUUCGCCUGCUGCAUUAGCCUUGCUCUGUCUCCUAGACUGAAGCUGGGCUGGAGGAAGAAGCGAUGCCCAUGGUUUUGGGAAAGAUAGCCGUUGGGGAAGGGUGGCGUCUUUCCUUGGCUUGCGGAGAGUUGGACAUGCGCACUGAUAGUGUCCAGUGUUGGUUGGGCAUGCGCACUGAUGGUAUCCAAAACUCUGCCUUAUUCCCUUCUCGCAGCCUGAUUCCUGGGCCGGGAGUGCCAGCACUAGCUUUGUCCUUGCUCACCUGCUUGAGGCCCACUGGGGAACGGGAGCUGUGCCUUUCUGACCUACCCUGUCCUACAUAGUCUUUAUGUUGGCUUAUCCCAGGAGCCUGCUCCCCAAAAUCCUGCCCAGGGCACCUGGGGAGGUCUGGAGCCCGUUUUCCUCUCUGUGUUUUGGGAUCUGACGGUUGCGGAUCCCUUUCUGGCUGGGCUGCCCAGGGUGACAUCGGAGCACCUCUGGGGAUGCUGCUGGGGAACCACGUGGUCCUCCUACAAUGCCAAAGCUUCCCUGUUCCCCUUCUGCCUCAGUCUCCCCAGCAGAACCAUGUUGCCUGUGGGACAGAGGACAGAAUGUAUGAAUUUAGGCCAAAGGUCCUAUGGUCCAUUUGUGGGGUUGGGAAGGCCCCUCUCACCACUCAGACCUCCAUAUAAACCCAAGGAGGUCCCUAGGGGUGGUAUUGUACUGAUAUAUAAAUAUAUAUAAUAUAUACAUGAGACAUACUGAUAGAAUCUGUAAGCUAAUAAAAAUAUAAGAAAAGGUUAAAAAAAGAAUAGGUAAAUUGACAAGAAAUAUUUAUUGUUUUUUUCCCAUAUUGCUUUAUUGCCCCUGGCCACAACCUGUUUCCUUUUCUUUCCUAAUCUGUAAGUAGAGCCUGAACUGCAGGUGUCUUUAUCCCAAACAGCUCAGGUCUGGCCUUGACCUUGGCCUUGGUCUUGGCCUCCCUAUGCUCAGUCUGGGACUUAGAGGAUAACACGCUCUGGCUGUUUAGUUUUGGCAAGCAGUAGCCCAGCUGCCCACAUCCUGGAUGUGAGGAUGGCUGCAUCCAUCGCCCAGGUCUGAGCCAGCAUGUGUUUGGGACGCAGGUGUAUGGCCGUGGUUGUGUGCAUUUCUCGGAUUUUUCCCCCUCUGGGGAGCUUUGACUGUGUGGGCGUUGUUUAGAGGAGCUGGAGAGAAGAGUGGGGAUCAUGAGUAGAGGCCCCUUUGGGUCCCUCUUCCCAAAGAAUAAAUGGGCUUAGUGAUCAAGGUCCUUCUAAAGUGUCCUUCCCUCUGAGAUAGUCAACGCUAAUGUCUCGAUUACCACUUUCUUCAUUCCUCAAAUGAACCCCACUUCUUCCCAGGUUAGAAGAAAAAUUCCCUCAUCCCCUUCUUUGUAAAUACCCCCAUCCCGCCGCACAGCCCGAGGAGGCUUCUCCCGGCUGGAAUGUUCACGCGAGCCUUUGAGGAACAUCAGAGCCUCUGCACCCUGCCUUAGGCCAUCCCCCAGUCAGCCUCGAGUCUGGGGUCAACCUUCACACGAGGUGUCACCUUCUCAAGCCAUGUGUGAGUCAUGUGAAGAACCGAGGUGGAUGCUGGGAAGUGGGUGCCUCCUUCCCAGCAUGCCUGUAGAAGGAAUGAACACCUGAGUUUGGCUUUUUUGGAAGGACGUCGGAGAAGGGGCCUCAGUUCUUACACUGGGAACCGCACUGUAGUCUGCCCUCUUCCUCACUGUGAUUCUCACAGGUGGGUCUUGCACAUUCAUGCACGCACACACAGGUGCACACACGUGCACACACACAGAGACCACACGCACUCUCACCCCUCCAUAUGCAAUCUAUUCUUGCCAAAGAUUUCCUUUAAACACGAAUGCUUCUCUACCCAUCGUUUUCUGUGUGUGAUCUGUUUUGUUCUGUGUAGUUGAGUCUGUAUGUGAGCAGGGAGAGUGCUGUCUGCUUUUAACCGUGAGUGAAGGAGGGGUAAGGAAGACGAACAUGGCAGCCUGUGAUGCCAUCAGUGAGACCCCUCAGCUACAGCCCAGGUCCAUACUGCCUCUGGCAACUCAGAAGAUUGCUGAGGUUGGCCUGUGGCCUCAACCUCCCGGAUUAUCUGGAGGUGAGCUGACAGAGAGGGACACCUAUUGAACCAGGUUUGGGGAAAGGGAAGGCCCCCAUAGUUCCAGGGGGUAGGGGUGAAGAGCUGGGCUAGAAUACAGUAGACAGGCGGCCCCUAAGGGAAGGCUGGGAAAAACUAAUAAUUGGAUACUGAAAUCUCUAUUGUGCUACUGUGGACCCCUGGCUCCCUUGUCCAGCUUUGUCUGAGGAACGAAUUCACAUUUGAGGUUUGGAACGUACGUUUCCUGGCAGCUUAGAUAGUUUUGGACACGAUUGUCAGAAUUUCUGGUACACCCUGGCUUUGGAGAGUCCCUGGAGAUACCUGUCUUGUAGUGUAGAGAGGACACUGUGGCUGUGCGCCCCUCUAGAAAGGGGCUGUCAGGAGAGGGAGAGACCCUGCACCAGGCCUGAAUAGGGAUGAAACAGGUUCCUUGUGCUGUCUGGGAAAUGCAGGAGAGACAAGUCAGUAAACAACAUCCGUCCUGCUUUGGAUUUCUUCUCCGUCCUACCUCCCGGGGUUUCUGGCUCUCUUUCCCCAGCUUCAGAUCUUGGGGAGAUCCAUCCAAGGGAACCAGCCCUCUCUUGCCUCUAUGCCUUGGUCCUUAAAGAGCUUGGACCCAAAGCUAGGGCCACCUCUGCACAUAGGCCUUGGCAGAAGAUCUUGAGAUCGGUGUUUCCAUGGUCAGUGGUGACAGGAUGUAUGUGCGUGUGUGUGUGUGCAAGUGUGGGUGUGUGUGCAUGGUUUGCUCUCUGUAGGGAGCUUCGAGUGGAAGGUGGAGGCGGUAGAUGGAGGGAUGUCAAGUUCAGUGCAACCCAGUAGUGAGAAGAACCAGGAGGUGAGGCCUGAUGGUCCACGGAUUAAGUAGUGUUUUAGUGCUGGCAAUGGAGGAGAUAGCCACACGGGAUAAGGCUCUGCAGGCCUCUUCCUUGCUGUCUCCUGUCUCCUCAAAGGGCUGAAAAGUUGGAGGAUCUCAGUUGGUUUCCAUGCCUGGGCCCCUCACGGCAGCAAGGCCAUGGAAGUGCGACACACUCAUGUGUCUCCUCGUCAGUGUUCACAACCCAGUCCUCCCUGUGAGCCCACAUCUGGCUCGUAUGUGUGUGGGCACGUUGGGGUGUGCAUAUGGUAUCUCCCCCAUUUUCUUUCUUCCCUUCUUUCAUUCAAAACAAAUGUAAGAAGUUCCUUAUAUACUGUUAUCUCAACCCUG
Molecule: messenger RNA, 9964 nt
Organism: Alexandromys fortis (reed vole)
Lineage: Eukaryota; Metazoa; Chordata; Mammalia; Rodentia; Cricetidae
Gene: Tns1
Product: tensin 1
Exons: 36
Coding region: 63-5834 (1923 amino acids)
Biological process (GO): fibroblast migration
Cellular component (GO): focal adhesion
Molecular function (GO): protein binding
Source: RefSeq, a predicted model, not a curated record